Molecule: messenger RNA, 780 nt
Organism: Anopheles bellator
Lineage: Eukaryota; Metazoa; Arthropoda; Insecta; Diptera; Culicidae
Product: trypsin 3A1-like
Exons: 4
Coding region: 1-780 (259 amino acids)
Biological process (GO): proteolysis
Molecular function (GO): serine-type endopeptidase activity
Source: RefSeq, a predicted model, not a curated record
AUGAAGUUCUGGCUUAUAGUACUAACCUGGUGCAUCGUCGGGGUGGCGAGCGACGAGGCUCAGGACGUGUGGGAGUCGCGACAGAAACGUGUCCAAGUUCCCGAUGGCAAAGGACCGUCCCGAGUUAGUGGAAGAAUUGUCGGCGGAGUUGUGGCUGAUAUCGGUGACUUCCAGUUCCAGCUGUCGUUGCGAGAGCGUCGAUUCCACAUCUGCGGCGCGUCGGUUAUUUCGGAAACCUGGUCACUAACGGCCGCUCACUGUCAAAGUCCUCCCUCGCCGGCUAAGGAUUUAACGCUUCUCGGUGGAACCAACAUUAGAAGCGAUGACGCAUCGGGGGUCGUUUUCCAAGUCGAUUUGGUAGUUCCCAAUCCAAAGUUUAAUCCCAAUACUUUCGCAAACGAUAUUUGCGUUCUGCGUAUCAAUGGUUCCUUCUUGAACCACCCCAACGUGGCACCGAUCCCGCUGGCCGCCACCGGUAUGAAGGUGCCGGUUGGAAGUAUAGUGACCGUCUCUGGAUGGGGUUUGACCGCUUCCAACGAGACCCUGGCGCCCACGCUACGUUCCGUCAGAGUGCCGACCGUGAGCUUCGCCUAUUGCAAAGCGGCCUGGGCACCUAUAUACGUAGCGACAACUUAUUGCCAUUCCUUUUCCCUCUUCUCUAGAGCCAUAUGCGCCGGCCAGAAAGGACGCGACUCGUGCAACGGAGACAGUGGGGGUCCCCUAACGCUUAACGGAACGCAGGUUGGGCUUGUCUCGUGGGGCGACGAAGAGUGUGACUAG